CCACAACGGCAAGACAAUAGUUAUGAACGACUGCAUCAUCCGCGGUGACCUGGCAAACGUACGGGUUGGACGACACUGCGUGGUGAAAAGCCGCAGUGUCAUCAGACCGCCCUUCAAGAAGUUUAGUAAAGGGGUGGCUUUUUUCCCUCUCCACAUUGGUGACCAUGUCUUCAUAGAAGAGGACUGUGUUGUCAACGCAGCCCAGAUCGGCUCCUAUGUCCACAUAGGCAAGAACUGUGUCAUUGGUCGUAGAUGCGUUUUGAAAGACUGCUGCAAAAUCUUAGACAACACAGUACUACCUCCUGAAACAGUAGUCCCACCUUUCACAGUCUUCUCGGGCUGCCCAGGACUCUUCUCUGGGGAACUCCCGGAAUGUACCCAGGAACUCAUGAUGGACGUUACGAAGAGCUAUUAUCAGAAGUUCUUGCCGCUCACUCAGGUCUAGUAGCCUAUUUACCAUGUUUCAGAGCAGUUAAGGCACGCAGGAGUAUUCUGGGGGCGGGGAGGGGGAUAUUGUUCAGUGAGACCAGGGCACGGCCCUCCGCUGUUCCUGAGCGCUUCUGUGAGUGUUCCUCAACACUAAUGGUCUGGCCAAGCAGUCCCUCGUGAAAGCUGCUGUGUCAUGUUGUUUAAACUUUGUAUGCUCAUUUGAAUGUAACUCAUUCCAUGUUGUCUGCAUUGUGCGAUUAAAUGUUGUGGAGCUAGGAAAGCUGACAGAAUUCCCUUUAGGGCAGCGUCUCCUUGUUGCAGCUGGGGAGCAAGGCAAAGUUGACAGCACGUACUCUGCAGCCUAAGCCUGCCUUUUCACAUCAGUUCUGUUCCUCACCCAAAGCAAGAGGGUUUACGUUUGCUAGAAGCAAUCUCCAUCCCAGAACAGAAGUGCUGUGUGGCUGACGUGCGUGUUGUUGGGAGUUACUUACCAGGUUCGUUAGACUCAGUGCUUUCCUUUGGAAGAAUAUUUGCUGCUCUGUAGGCCUGCGUGUUGAGGUGGAUGGCCUCUUCCUUUUCUCCCUCUGGACUGAGAUUCCCUCCUAUAGGGACAGGAUAUCGUUCAUCAUCCUGGGAUUGGCUUUAGGACUUUUGGCUGACAUUGAAACCUGUCUUUCUAUGCCUUGCCUGACAGGACACUUCUUAGCUUUUAGCUCUUGAAGUAGACAUCCGUCCUGUGCUCUCACCCGUCACGCAGGGUCAGCAUUCUCGUGGCCGGUGCAUGUUCUACUUCCUGAACAUCGCAGACCUUUAAAGAGCCAAAGGGCUUUGGAAAGAGGAUUGCCAUGUCACUCACAGAAUUCAGUGCAGCAGAAAGUGGGUAAUCAAAAGCAGAAACUGGAGGUGGGUGAGAGAACGCUGCAAUUGUCCCCGUUUAUUACCCAGUAUGUAUAUUUGCAGAAAGCUCUUUGGUGCUUUUCUGCAUUAUAAAACUUAAGAAGGAGAUUCAGACUUCUUAGAAAGAGUGAACAUUUCAUUUUGGACGUGUAAUAGAGCAGGAAUAAUUCUUGCUGGGAGCAGCUCUGUGAAAGUUGGAGACAGCUGACACUUGUGUGUACCUGACUCGGUACCAGACAACCGGCUAAAAAUGAAUCUGCCUGCUCUGGUUGUGUUAUAUUAAAGCUUAGCAUCGUCCUCCUCUAGCUUUUAAAACCGGGGCCCCUGCAUGUUGUAGCGUAGCAGCUGGGGGCCAGGAUGCGUAUUAGUUACGUAGUAGGUGUAUGGCUGUGAGAUCAGCGGCCCUGGAGCCUUCAGCUGCUCUGUGUAACGCGAAGCACUGAUACACCUUACAGAGCAAACGGCUGUACAAGUACUGAAGUGUGUAGUAACUGCUGUUAAUCAAAUGUAACACCACUGACUGGUUUGUUUGUAUUUUUACUGUACAUAAAUUAAAGCCUCUUCAGUUGUUCAAGU
This is a messenger RNA of Pygoscelis adeliae (Adelie penguin), 1902 nucleotides long. It is a transcript of the gene DCTN5, whose product is annotated as dynactin 5 (p25). Lineage: Eukaryota; Metazoa; Chordata; Aves; Sphenisciformes; Spheniscidae. The transcript is spliced from 6 exons. The coding region runs from base 23 to 445 and encodes 140 amino acids. The record is from RefSeq and is a predicted model, not a curated record.